UAAUUUAAAACAUUUUGUGACAAAUGGUGGUGUAGAUUUAUAAAGUUUACAUUUAACUUUGUAUGUAAAAUAUCUGGAGCAAAACAGCCUGUACCAUAAAUAUAAUAAAUAAAAUUGAAUAAUCGACAUUCAUUCAUAACAUUCAAAGCCAUUGCCUGUCAAUAGCAGUUUAGUGAACAUUGAGCAAAAAAAUAUGAUGCAAGUGACGUAAAACAAAUGAAUUUGCAGCAAUGUGUGAGUGCGUAGUGUUGAACAAAAAGUACAUAAAAUAGUGAUGUUUAAGAAGUGAGUUUUAUCGAUGUCGAUGAGGGGGUAGUGUGCUAUGGUGGGAGUGGUAGUCGCAGCAUGACCACGUGGAUGGCGCUAUUCGGGCUAGUGUGGCUGCUCCGCGUGCGUGGUUCGCUCUGCGGUUGCGCAGCGUGCAGGCGAGCGCGCCACGAUGCGCACGAGACGCAAAGUGCGCCGAGCCCGCGCGCGCCCAGCCCUGAGGAGCAAGCCCCGUUUGACGUCAUCACGCUCGAACAUUACACCCGUGACGUCACCGUACAGACUGACUUCGAUGAUGAAGAUGUCGAGGAUCUUGAUAAAAUCGAGAUGCAGAUUUCUGAAGAAUCAAACGUCGGGAAUUACGAGUGCGGGCGAGAACAGUCGACACAUAGCCCGGAAAGUGGGCUACAGGCAGGAAGCUUCCAGUGUCCUUCGGACGCAGACAGCGAGGCAGUGUGGGAGACAGCUGAUGUGACAUUAGAGCGGGGAGCCAGCGGACUAGGGUUGAGCAUAGCGGGCGGGGAAACUGGAACCGAUGUCAGCAUAACGCGGCUGGCUGUGGGAGGCGCCGCGCAAAAAGAUGGGAGAUUGCAGAUAGGAGAUAUUUUAUUACAGGUAAACGACGUUUCAGUAGAAGGCGCGCCGCAUUCGAUAGCGGUGGAAGCUCUUCAAAAGGCUGGGAGCGUCGUUAGAUUACGAGUACGAAGAGCCCGCCGGCCGAGGGUCGUGACACUCUGGCGCGGUGUUCGAGGCCUAGGCCUCGGUAUAGCUGGUGGGGCUGAUGACGCAGCCGGAGGAGGAGGUAUCUUUGUAUCCCAUAUUGCUGUCGGUGGGGCGGCCCACCAUGACGGCAGAUUAAGAUUAGGCGAUAAAAUUUUGGCUGUAAGGGAUAAGGAUGGUAUAGAAACAUCUCUAAUUGGUGCAACACACGCCCAUGCAGUGACCGCGUUAAGAAGUACAGGGGAUCAAGUCACACUCAUUGUCCUCCCAGCCGGCUCAGUCCCGCCCGUCGCCAAGACAGCCCCAUUAUACUCAACUAAAACGCAAGCAACAUCGUGUUCGACACUCCACGAACUAUUAGAAGAGGAGCCGACUGAAAUACCGAGAUGUGUCCGCAUGGUCCGGCUCGUUCGCUCGGGUUCCCGUCUCGGCAUGGACAUCGUGGGAGGUUUAGGGGGGGAAGUGGAGGGGAGUACGGACGAGGAUGCUUGUGGGGUGUUCGUGUCAGGGGUGUCGGUGGGGGGAGCUGCAUACGGCAUGCUGCACAGAGGCGACAGAAUACUCAGUGUCGACGGCAGAGACCUUACGAGGGCUACGCAUGAACAAGCCGCUGCUGCACUAAAGCAGUACUCAGGAGCGACCGUGACAAUAGCAGCGCAGUACCAACCUGAGCAGUACGAGCGGUUGCGCGCGCGCAUUCGAGCGAUCAACGCGGCGGCGGCCAUGUCACCCCGGACCAGACAUGUUCCCGUACAUCCUGAUUUACAUGCUAUGUAUCCAAGAUAGCAGUGAGCUGGCUGUGAAACUGACCAUUUGAUGAGAACUGAAUACUAGUUAGUGAAAAUUUAUAACUAUGUAUGUUAAACAAUAAAAAAUAUCAAUUUCAUAACUGUGGCCAUGUGGCAUUCCUCUUUAUCAGCCCGUUUAUUGAUAAAUUCUUUGUAUAACGUGGCUCUCAUACCUACACUAAAAUUUUCAUUUAUUUUUCUACCUAAUAGAAUUUACUGGAAAUAGAAUUCUGAUAAUAUAAAAUAAAUCACAUUUUCUUUAGCAAGAAACUCAUAGCCAGAUUAGUUUCUCGGAAUAUGUAGUUCGAAAAGAACUGAAUAGAUAAUCUGUUUGCGCAAAUAACACAAAUAUUUGUUUUGUGGGAUUUGAUAUAACUUAAGUCGAAGAAAAUACCUUUCAAGAUCGGCAGAUACCACUAUGAAAAUCGGGAAAAUUCAAGAAUUUUGAUACACAUUUUAUUGAAUUUCUUACACAACUGUCGAAAUAAUAGUUGUAAAUAAUAUUACCUACGCAAGUUAAUGCCAUUCAGCUGAAACUGCGUACCGUCCCUACCCGUCUUUCCCAAGACAACGUACAGACGUGUCCCAUGAAAUCCCAGUUGAUCCUGACUGACUUAUUGCCCACAUCGGCGAUACCUGAACAAAGAUGUAAACUUCAGUUAUGUAAAUAAUGCUUACCGUCCCGUUUUGAGAAACGGAAUGACAUUUCAAUGUUUCAGAAUGUAUGUACUUAGGUACGUCUUCUACUUAAG
Helicoverpa armigera (cotton bollworm) is the source of this 2527-nucleotide messenger RNA. RefSeq names its product disks large homolog 2. Gene Ontology annotation, molecular function: protein binding. Gene Ontology annotation, cellular component: neuron projection; postsynaptic density membrane; neuromuscular junction. The transcript has 11 exons. The record is from RefSeq and is a predicted model, not a curated record. Bases 346 to 1773 code for a protein of 475 amino acids. Gene Ontology annotation, biological process: embryo development; establishment or maintenance of epithelial cell apical/basal polarity; chemical synaptic transmission. Lineage: Eukaryota; Metazoa; Arthropoda; Insecta; Lepidoptera; Noctuidae.